AUGCACCGAGUUACCGGAAAAUGUGAACUUCAACGAAUCCUCGACAAAGCCCAACCAGGCGCUAGAACAUCCAACCAUAUUGAACACUGUUUACGCCGUUCACGAAAUGCCAAAAUCCGUGCUUUGGUUAACGAAGAUGUCGAUAUUGCCAAUAGUGUGGUUAUGCUACUACAUGCAAAAUCUAUUCCAAAUGAAAUGUGUGCUGAGAUAACUCUGCGACUUGGGCAAAUAAUUGGUUACACUCGGAUUGUAUCAAAAGUGGAAAUGGUACGACAGCGAAAACAUAAUGUGGAUAUAUCAGAAUACGAGCAUCACUUACGACAGAUCUGGAACAUUUUACAGCCAAACAUGACGCUGACAGGCAUGAAAUCCAAACAGUGGGCAGAAAUUGGAUCACUCUCUUUCUUUCUCUCUAAACCGAUCACUCUCUCUUUCUUUCUCCCUAACCCAAUCACUCUAUCUUUCUAUCACUCUCUCUUUCUGUCUUUCUCCCUAACCCGAUCACUCUCUCUUUCUGUCUUUCUCCCUAACCCGAUCACUCUCUCUUUCUUUCUCCCUAACCCGAUUACUCUCUCUUUCUUUCUCCCUAACCCGAUUACUCUCUCUUUCUUUCUUUCUAACCCGAUCACUCUCUCUUUCUGUCUUUCUCCCUAA
Messenger RNA from Acanthosepion pharaonis, 654 nucleotides. NCBI's taxonomy places the organism in Eukaryota, Metazoa, Mollusca, Cephalopoda, Sepiida, Sepiidae. The record is from the annotation of a GenBank genome assembly.